This is a messenger RNA of Striga asiatica, 3454 nucleotides long. The record is from the annotation of a GenBank genome assembly. Lineage: Eukaryota; Viridiplantae; Streptophyta; Magnoliopsida; Lamiales; Orobanchaceae.
AUGCCACUGAUUCACAAAUUUCACUCCUCAGUUCUCAAUUUGCAAUUGUUCACUGAUCAUCUCGCGCGCGAUUGUUCAUUCACAAAGCCGAGCUCGAAGGUAGGGGUCGUAGGCCUGGUACUGUUAGUCGCAAUUCGUCAACUGAAGCCGCGAUUGCCCGUCCGCUUCUGUCACUCGUCGGAGUCGCUUUUGUCAGUCCUCGGCUGUUUGGAUUUGGAAACAAUUGGUGGUCCCCGCAUUGUUUGGAGAUUGUAUAAAUACUUGGGAAAUCCUGUGAUGUGGGUUUCGAAAUUGGGGUACGAAGAAGAUCAAAACUCUUCUGUUGGGUGGUGUUGGAAAUUUUGAAACCUGUGAAGCUUUUGUGCAAAAUUGUGAUGGAGAGUUCCGUUAUUUACUGCAGCCACCGUUAAUGCUCGCAAGAUUUGUCUCCAUGCUGGUCUCCAAAAUCCGGUCAGUUUCCUCCAAGAAACUCUUCAGAAGCCUCCAAUUCGUCCGAUUGCAGUCCGUCCCUUCCCUUGCUCAUUUCACUCCUUAUUUCUCCGAUUCGGGUUCCGAGGACCCAAGCCCUGACACGGAAUGCAAUUAUACUGCAAAAGUUUCAAGCAAUUGCACCGACGGAAGGAGGAGCUCUUCUGAGCUGAGCAGCUUGGAGGUCGUCGAGAUUCUAAAAAACAUGCAGGGAGAGCCAAACUCCGCCUUCACGUUCUUCUAUCAGCUUACGGAAAAUGGUUUCCGGCAUGACGUGCGGACUUACUUGGCCAUCAUUAAAUUACUCUGCUUUUGGGGCUUAGACAGAAAGCUUGAUUCAUUGUUGGAAGAGGUUAUUAGCUCGGGAAAUGAGUGCCGGUGUUUCGAGGUGUCGGAGUUGUUGGGGGUGAUUGCUGAAGAGCUGAGGGCCGGCGGGCCUCGCAUUCUGCUUCGGGCCAUUGAUGCCCUUAUCAAGACGUAUGUUACUUUAGGAAUGUUUGAUGAGGCUAUCGACGCCCUUUUCGAGACCAAGAGGCUCGGUGUUGGGCCGUGCUUGCUGUCUUGUAAUUUCUUGAUUAACAGGUUGGUUGGGGGUGGGAAGGUCGAUACUGCUGUUGCUAUCUAUAAGCAGCUGAAGACAAUCGGGCUCAGCCCGAAUGUGUAUACUUAUGCGAUCAUGAUUAAGGCAUACUGUCGGAACAAGUGUUUUGAAGAAGCUGAUAAUGUGUUGAGUGAGAUGGAAGCAGCUGGGGUUGAGCCUGAUUCUUUUAUCUACUUUGCUUAUCUUGAAGGGCUCUGCAUGAACGGCUUGACCGAUUCGGGCUACAAGGUUUUACAGUCUUGCAAAGCUGGAAAUGUCCCUAUUGAUGCUUAUGCUUACACAACCGUGAUUCAGGGAUUUGUUAAUGAAAAGAAGCUGAGGGAGGCCGAGAAUGUUUUGCUCGAUAUGGAAGAACACGGGGUGAUUCCCAGUGAGGCUGACUACCGUGCGUUAGUCCAGGGGUAUUGUGACUCUGGGGAUAUAAUUAAGGCUUUGACUAUCCAUAAGGAGAUGGAGGCAAGGGGUCUCAGGACUAAUUGUAAGAUUCUCACUCCAAUCUUUCAGUGUUUGUGCCAGAAGGGAAUGCAUCUUGAAGCAGUGAACCAGUUUAGGGAGUUUGAAAAGUCGGGCGUCUUUCUUGAUGAAGUUGCGUACAAUGUUGUUAUUGACUCCUGUUGUAAAAUGGGCCAGUUAGACGAGGCCCUAAUUUUUUUCGAUGAGAUGAAGUGUAAGAAUCUUGUGCCCGAUGUCGUGCACUACACCACGUUAAUAGACGGUUACUGUCUCCACGGGGAUAUUUUUGAUGCUAUAAACUUGUUUGAGGAAAUGAACAAAAGCGGUCUCAGAGCAGACAUUAUUACUUAUAACGUCCUUGCCGGUGGUCUGUCUAGAAAUGGUCUUUGGGAUAAGGUUAAAAUCCUUCUGCGUGCUAUUGAACGUGAAGGCUUGGCACCGAAUGCAGUGACACACAGCACAAUCAUUGAAGGCCUAUGCUUUGGGGGGAAACUGAAAGAAGCUGAAGCAUAUUUUGUUAAUUUAGAAGACAAGACUGUGGAAAUUUAUGCUGCAAUGGUUAAUGGAUACUGUGAAUCGAGCAGGGAAACUGAUGGUUAUAAGCUAUUUCUUAGACUUUAUGAUCAAGGAAUUGUGAUAAAUAGGAAUUCUUGUUUGCAACUACUUAGCUCCCUCUGUGUGGAAGGCAAAUUCGAGAAAGCUAUCGCGCUAUUCGAGAUCUUGCUUUCUAUUGGUGAUGGCCCUAGUAAGACGAUGUACCACAAGCUUAUUUCCGCUCUUUGUGGUGCUGGAGAUAUGAAAAAUGCCCGAUGGGCUUUUGACCAUAUGGUCAGCCGAGGGCUUGUUCCAGAUGUAGUUAUUUACACCAUAAUGAUGAACGGCUAUUGCCGGGCGAAUCACCUGCAGGAAGCCAUUGAUCUUUUUGAUGACAUGAAGGUAAAAGGCAUCUGUCCUGACGUAAUUACUUACACUGUCUUGCUCGACGGGCAUCACAAAAUAAGUCGGAAAAGGGUGCGAUCUCGAAAUGCUUGUGAAAGAGGUGAAGACGGAGAGCAGGAAGUUUUAUCUUUAUGCUGUGAAAUGAAGGAGAUGGAAGCUAAGCCUGAUGCCAUCUGUUACACAGCUUUAAUUGACAACCAUUGCAAAGCAGAUAACCUUGAGGAUGCUAUUUUCCUUUUCAAUGAGAUGAUUGAGCAAGGUUUACAACCCGAUACAGUCACAUACACGGCCCUCUUAUCUGGCUAUUGCAAGCGAGGAGAUAUGGGCAUGGCUGAAGCUCUAUUGAAAGAGAUGAAAUCUGCUGGAAUAGAGCCAGAUAGUCGUACAACCUCGACAUAUGAUCAUGGUAUUCUGAGGGCAAAGAGAGCGAAGUUUUUGCAGUAAUUUCUCCUGGAGUUGUCACUUUGUAGGUAUUCCAACUGAAGAAGAUUUUUCUGUGGAAAAUGGGUCUGUGUGGAUUGCACUAGCAGCACUACCCUAGUCAGCUCCAUUCACGUGGGUUGUGAUGGAGUUUUUGUUCUUUUGCUAGUUCAGGUCAUGUUCUGUGGAGUCCCCGCCACCCGGCAGAUGGGCCACACCCUCAAUGUAUUUAUUUGGGCUCGAGAAAGUGUUGCGAGAGCCAUCCCUUGCUGGAGAAGAAUUUAUCUCAAUUUGGAAGCUCGUAACAUGAGGAGACCAUCAUCAUCAGGUGCUGGUGGUUACCUCCACUAGGAAGACCUCUUCCUUCUUCAGUCUUCUGAUUGUCUAGCUGACUCAUCUACUUCCGGUUAUAGGAAAGAUGAAUACAACUGGAGAGAUAAGAAAAUUAUGAGCUUCCUGAAAGAAGAAGUCUUUGCCUCGGCUGCCUUUGAGAACUUGCAGCUGGACAGAAAAGCCCGUAAUUUAACUACUUCAUCUAGGUUUGUUUCUAAGCCCUAAAUUUUUUCAUGCUUG